AUGUUUCUAUUAUCUUUCUUGAUUUUCUUGAUUUUCUUUCUUUUGUUCGUCUUUUUUGAUUUAUUCGCGUCUUUUUCUAAUUCCCCUUUCUUUCUUUCUUUCUUUCUUUCUUUCUUUCUUUCUUUCUUUCUUUCUUUCUUUCUUUCUUUCUUUGUCUUUUCCUCUCACAUUCAUUCCUUCAUUCUUUCCUUCCUUCGUUUUCUUUCUUUUUUUUUCUUUCUUUCUUUCUUUCUUUCUUUCUUUCUUUCUUUCUUUCUUUCUUCGUACAUUUUUCCAUUUCCAUUCUUCUGUCUUUCCUACUUUGCUUCAUUUCUUCGUUUUUUAUUGUCCUUUCUUUAUUUUCAUCUUUUCUUCGUUUUUUCUUCUUUCUUUCUUUCCUUCUUUCUUUCUUUUCCUUCCUUCCUUUUUCUUCUUCUUGUCUUUCCUUUUCUUUCUUUCAUCGUCUUUUCUUCUCCAUCAUUUUUUAUUUUCUUUCUUUCUUUCUUUCUUUCUUUCUUUCUUUCUUUCUUUCUUUCUUUCUUUCUUCUUCUUGUCUUUCCUUUUCUUUCUUUCUUCAUCUUUUCUUCUCCUUCAUUUUUUAUUUUCUUUCUUUCUUUCUUUCUUUCUUUUUUCUUCUUCUUGUUUUUCCUUUUCUUUCUUUCUUUCUUCAUCUUUUCUUCUCUUUUAUUCUUUCUUUCUUUCUUUCUUUCCUUUUUCUUCUUUUUGUUUUUCCUUUUCUUUAUUUCUUCAUCUUUUCUUCUCCUUCAUUUUUAUUUCCUUUCUUUCUUUCUUUCUUUCUUUCUUUCUUUCUUUCUUUCUUUCUUUCUUUCUUCUCUUUUAUUCUUUCUUUCUUUCUUUCUUUCUUUCUUUCUUUUUUCUUCUUUUUGUUUUUCCUUUUCUUUCUUUCUUCAUCUUUUCUUCUCCUUCAUUUUUUAUUUCUUUCCUUUCUUUCUUUCUUUCUUUCUUCAUCUUUUCUUCUCUAUUUUUUAUUUGCAAUCUUUAUACCGAGAUAAUUUUAAACGACGUCAUUUCAAUGCAGAACCUGCAACGACCCUUCAAAUUCAAUUCAGCGACUAUUCAGGUGGCCCGCCACACCGUUACCUGUUAUUAUCUUAA
Molecule: messenger RNA, 1095 nt
Organism: Acanthosepion pharaonis
Lineage: Eukaryota; Metazoa; Mollusca; Cephalopoda; Sepiida; Sepiidae
Source: the annotation of a GenBank genome assembly